UUACCGUCUAUAGCUAUGCAUCCCCUUCUUGCCUCUAUAUUGCCUUAUUUCGGUUGUCUCGGCUGGCAACGGAAAGCCACCAACGCAGCUUCUCAAGAUCCAUUGUGCUCUAUCCUACAUGACGGAAAAUACCGAAUAAAUGGAUGCCCCGGGUUUCGAAGGCAUUACAUAAAACGGCAAGUUGGUGACAGCUAUAAAAUUGUGCGCCAAGUGAGCAUGUGCGAUUUCAAUGAAGGAGGACAAACAUUUACUACCUUUUGGACUGAGACGUUCAACAUAGAAGAAAGAAAGCUGCGCAAGUCCGAGCGUGGCCGAGAGUUACUGGAAGAUUAUGAUAUUUGCAAGCGACCCAAUCGUUGAUCUUCUUUUCUUUCUUUUCCCUGCAUCUUUCUAUCCUAUGAGCUUCCUAUGGCCACACUUAACGCGGCGGCAGAUGUAUAUAUUCCGAGCAUUGAUUACCCUAUGUUACUUUCAUCAUCUCUUGAUUGUUAUUUCCUGUCCCAUCGCAACAUGUGCUUUAUACAAAUUGCCAUUCACAAGCCAUGCGGCAAGAAGUACGAAGGCCUGAUUCCUUGUGGCCCAGUUUUCUGUACGCCUGAUAAAUACAACGCAACACGAACCCAACAUCUUGCUUCCCCAUGCAGGGAGUGUGAU
Molecule: messenger RNA, 654 nt
Organism: Aspergillus pseudonomiae
Lineage: Eukaryota; Fungi; Ascomycota; Eurotiomycetes; Eurotiales; Aspergillaceae
Exons: 2
Coding region: 16-360 (114 amino acids)
Source: RefSeq, a predicted model, not a curated record